This is a messenger RNA of Physcomitrium patens, 3127 nucleotides long. Lineage: Eukaryota; Viridiplantae; Streptophyta; Bryopsida; Funariales; Funariaceae. The record is from RefSeq and is a predicted model, not a curated record.
GACUCCCACAACCUUCGCAGCGUAAUCCGCCAUUCUCCUCCGGGCCCGACCACAGCCUGCGUCUUGAUUCUUGAGCCUCCCCUUCCCCCCCCUCCAACUUCGGGGGUCGUGACCGAUCCCCUCGCAGCUUCUUUGCGAUGCUGCACUCGUGAACUGAGCCCUUCCCAGCACCUUGCCGGUGCUGUACCAGCACAGGAAGGCAUCUCUGUCGAUCGUCAUGGUUUGCAGCGACGUAGUGGUUUCCACAGGGGUGACGCUGUUCUGGUGGAGCCUACCACAAAGGUGAUCGAUCGUCCACCGCCCACCUACAAUCGGCUGUUGUGAUGAAGGUGGUGGACUUCAAUUAGACGCGGUUAAAUAGUGUGCACUGCUUUACUGGAGAACCGUGAGGUAGAAGAUUCCAGCUGUGUCGAUCCUUCUUGUCGGUCUGUGACUUGUGAGUUUCGGUCUGGGGUGGCGUAGAUCAGUUGUCUUUCGGGCUGAUAUCGUUUGGGCAACUGUGGAGCGUCACCGCAGUUGUUGUCUGUGUGGCCCAGUGAAUGUUUCUGUGGGUUCGUAGUUCUCGAACAACAGGACCACCAAAGUAGUUCUUAGCGUUGGGAUUGUGUUAAUUAAUGUAUAGCUUUUCUCCGCGCUGCAGUGCACAGGGAAGAGAAGAUGAGUGAGUAUGUUUCUGAAAAUCAGGCUUUUCUCUGGAGAAUCUGCAUAUAGUGAUCAUCACGUGGGAUUAACCAACAUUUUAAAGCAAAAUACAGUUCCUUUGUUGGUGUCUACCAUUUUCUGGGGAGAAAAUUUUGAGUUGGUAGUGUUCACAAUUUGUAGUCAUUGAGAUCUUUGAAAUUGGUAGUCCUAGCUAGCUUGUUAACAGGACUCAUGUAAGCAUUCUAUUACCCUGAUCAGAUCAGUCAUUGAGACACUGCGUGCAAGAGUGUAGGUUUAGAGUCUUCUGUAAUGCGGAGCAGCAGCAGCGUCACAUACUGCGUGAGAUCUAUUGGAUUUCUUUCAGGUAGGGAUGUGAAGUAACCAGCCAGUGGCAGAUUAACGGAACUCGAUUUAUCGCUAUUGGCGCGCUGCAUUUUCUCAUAAUGAUUCUAGAUUCAAGAGCUACGAUCGUAACAUGUUAUAGGUUUGAGAAGACCUGAAAAAAGUGAACAAUUACUGCAGUCAUCCGUGAAAGGAGACACGGCGCAAUGACCGAUCUAAAUUCGAGCUUGGAGUCGCCAGGGUCGUCAGUGGAAGAGACCCCAGCUGCUGCGAAUUCCGUGGCUACGUCUUGCGAGGCUAUGAUGUGGGAGGCGUGGAGUACACAACCAUCCACUGGAGAUGAAGCUUCCACCAGCAAAUUAGAUCUGCUCCCAGAGCUCGUGUCGUCCUCCAACUCUCGCCUCUCCUUUCAGCAGUCUGAUUUGCUCUCUAACAUGCUGUCGAGCUUCCACCCUCUUUCUCAGCAUAGCUCGGCCGGUUUCGAACUUUCUCAUAACCGAGGCGGCAGCGAGCAUUCCCCGGAGUUCUUGCAGGAAGGCAGCUCCGAGGCCGACACUGAAACCUCAUCUUUCGGAGACUUGUACAUAAAUCGACAGACCUCCAGAAAUUCCUUUCUAGGCAGCAUUGCGUGCCCCUUGCCAAGCAACCACUCCGAUUCCGGAAAGAAUAUUAGACGAGAGGACCUAUCUAACCAACUGGGUGCGAAAUCUUCAGCACCCCUUCAGUUGUGGCAAUCUCUUGGACCCGAGUCGCCUUCCUCUCCUCUCGCUUAUCAUAACAUUGGGUAUCGACACUCUCACGGAGAAAAAUGGGAGACUGGGAGCCAGUCGCACUCACCAUGGCCAACAGUCAGUAACACGUCGUCAACUAUUCAACUGCUAGGAGGACGCGCAGCAGAGAAUGAGGUGAUCCAGGUCCUCAAGAGUAAUGACUCGGAGAUAUCCAAAUCACUGGCGACUCUCCAACAAUAUGGCGAUCAUGGGCGACAACUCAAUUUAAAUCACUCUAGCACAACCAACCAUCCAGAAGUGAUUUACUCGUCCAAAUUCGGACCCAAGCCAAGCGCCUCCAGUCACACCGAUGUUUUAAUGAGUUCCACGAACAGCAGUUUUCUGUCAAUCCCCACUGCUUGGUCGACACCCGAGUAUUCAAUGUCCGGACCAAGCACCAGGUCCGAACAGUUUAUGAACUUCGUCCGAAUAGCUCAAGAGCAAAAUUCGGUGCCGAUCUCCGGGCCGUCCCCCAUUCUUGGUAGCUACGUAGGUUGCAGUAACAGAUCCAAGUCUGGAAUCUCAAGAGUUGUCUCCCAAGAAACUCCAACAGCAAAGAACCGCCUCCUUGCUUGUGAAGGAUCCAGUGGUCCAGCUCCUAAGCGACCCAGUUAUGCUGCCCACAGCGAUUCUCAUGCCGAUCAAGCAGCUGCAAUGUGGAGUAGCCCUAAUCUAAGGAGGUCCAGCUUCCCUUCAAUUCUGACAUCCCAGGCAAUGGAGAUUUACGCAAUUGGUCCCGCUCUGAACACCAAUGGCAAACCGCGAGCACGACGUGGUUCAGCGACUGAUCCGCAGAGUGUAUAUGCCAGGCAUAGAAGGGAGAAGAUCAACGAGCGCUUGAAGACAUUACAGCACUUGGUACCAAAUGGAGCUAAGGUAGACAUCGUGACCAUGCUUGACGAAGCCAUUCACUACGUCCAAUUUCUGCAGCUCCAAGUGACGCUGUUGAAGUCGGAUGAAUAUUGGAUGUACGCCACUCCGAAUACAUACAAGGGCAUCGACCUUACAAAUUCCCCUCCUCAAACACAGAGACUGCAGUCCAGUGCGUAGGACAGACGAUCGACCUGUUGGAGUCGAAGAUGCCUAUUGCAGACAGAGAAGAUUAAAUUUGAAGCAGGGAAAAUGCAGACAUAAAUUGGUCUCUUCCAGCCAACAUUAUUAACCAGGAUAAAUCCUGCAUGUAGCUUGCCGGUGACUCAUAACCCAUCUGCCCCGUUUUGAUUGCUUCAGCUCAUUUCCAUUUCAGACCAUUUUUGACAAGAGGUAUUGAUAAGAGCUGAAGGCAUCAAAACUGAAAUUGAGCAGUAGUCAUUGUACAAAUUCAAAAAUCACUUUAAUAAUAUGAGUUUGAGAUACUUGACUUGAUUGCAGUA